AUGAGCCCCCCUUCUCCCAAGAAGAAAACCGGCGGCAAUUCUUCUGGCCCGCGACAGAUCCGCUUCGUUGCUACCGAUGGCCAACCCCAAACUAAACGCCGCCGGGUCAACGCUGCAUUCGAUGUUCCGGAGAACAACCAGGUAGGAUACACCGAGGCGCGCUUAACCAUUGUGGACCCCUUCGCUCACGGCUUUGCGACAGUCUGUAAGACUUGCUCCGACUAUAAGCAUGUCUGCCUCGGCUAUACCGAUUCCACUGCCCACCUGCGAUCCCAAUCCGACUCUGCAUCCCGCUCACAAGCCCCUCCUCUGGCUGGCUCCAAAGAAGCCAGUCAGCGCGUCCCCAGGGCGGUGGAGAGCUAUUCCCCAGAGCCCCCACCGCCAUCCGUACCCCAGGUCAAGACCGAUAAAUCCCCGCAAGCGCCGAAACAAUCAGAAAAGGAUGUUUCUUCCAGAGAAACAUCGUUGCGCACGCAUAGAGAGUCGGAUUUACUUGGGGUGGGGGGUAGUCCAGAGAGCGGCCGGACCUCCGUGAGCUCCAGCAACCGCACUCAUGUUCCAUACUUUCGCUAUUUUGGGCCGACUGCCAUUGUACCGGGCUUCAAGCAAAUGGUCGUCCAAGUCCGAGGUUCACGGAAAAGCAAUCCCUCGAUGUCAUCAGAUUCGCUGUCUCCCUUGCGAAGUCCCAAGCUAUCCGAUGCUCCAGUCAAUCUGGAAGCAGCCUUGUUAGUUCCCCGCGACGAUCGCGACGCCAACACGAUCCCAUUUUACGACCGCGAUGACGCUUUACCCGUUUCAAAUCUUGUUUCUCAUUUAUGCGACUUGUUCUUUGCACAUCUUGGCUGUAGCUUUCCAUUUCUGCAACGAGAUCGCUUUUUGCAGGAUCUCAAAGAGAAGAAGAUCGAUACCAUGUUGGUGGAUGCGGUUUGCUCUCUAGCGGCCAGAUUCUCUCCUCACCCUUUACUCGGUCCUCCUCAAGCGCCGCCGAUUGAUCGCUCACAACCCCCGGCCGAUGUCAACCUCUGUGACCGUGGUUUGCCGUUUGCCCAUCGAGCGAUGAACGCCCUCGUGGAUGCACUCGCGUGUCCGACAUUGUCCGCAGUUCAAGCCUGUCUAUUGUUGGCGUAUGAGCAAUUCGGAUCUAACCACGAUAGUGGUCUUUGGAUGUAUCUCGGUAUAUCCAUACGUAUGGCGCAGGACCUUGGCCUGCAAAAAUUGCAAGGUCUCAAGUAUAAUUAUGGCCAGAAAGGUGUUACUCCCAGUGCAGUUAUGACUGGACAGGCUGGAAAACUUCGGGAGGAUCAGUACGAUGAUUUGGACGUCUACCAGAGCCCGAAGACUAUCCCGCCUGUAAUAGGUGCCGAGCGUGCUCGAGAACGUGAGAGGGUGGACUCAUUUUGGAGCAUUUUCUUCCUUGAUCGCGUCAUCUCCUCUGGAACGGGCCGCCCUGUGACACUACGCGACGAAGAUAUUGAGCUGUGCUUCCCGCUUCAAUCCGAAUCUCAGCUGCCCAAUGGAUGGCCCGCUCCAUUUCCACCCUUAAUUCGCAUCAUCCAUCUUUAUGGAAGGGUGACCGAUUUGAUCAACGGGAUUCAGGGUGCCAAUCACGUCACCUCAAAUACACUCAAGAGACUGGCUGGUAUGGAGAGCGACUUGACAGGCAUAUAUCAGCGAUUGUCACCACGGCUACACUUUAAUGCCGCCAACUUUCAGGCAUAUGUGAAGGCCAAGGAAGGAACCAACUUUAUCCUACUGCAUUUCUGGUUCCAUACUCUCAUCGUUCUCCUCCACCAGCCAACGCUCCUCAACUCUUUUGGUGGCACAAUCCAACAUCUCUACCCAAAUAGUCGUGAACUUUCCAUGUCCUCUGCCAAAACGAUCGCCGAUAUCCUCUCGUUCUCAGAGUUGGUCGACGGAAAGAGCUUUAUUGGCAACCCAUUCACCAGUCAGCCGAUGUACAUCGCAGCUUGUGCAUUCUUGAUGGAGAGCGCAUAUUACUCGUCGCCUUCAUCGAGAUCUACUUCACCCGCACCCCAGCCACUGCUGAGCAGCCAAGCCAGUGGGUUUGUGAUGCCGUCUAUGGACUCGUCAAAUGGUACUGAGCGCAACUCCACCGCCAAGCACAUUCUUCUCGCAUCCGCUGCAAAGGAGAAUUAUCAACGCUGCUACAAAGCCCUCAAAGCACUGGAUGCGUAUUGGGAGGGCACAAGGUAUAUCUUGACAGUGCUGGAUCAAAAGGCUAAAGGCAUCGUCGAUCCGCUUCUUUACACGGCCGAGGAUAUGGAAAAUACCGCUGAAUUUCCUCCUAUCCAACCACUCGGCGCUGCUGGAUGGCCUGGAGGCAAAGCUGCGGACCCAGCUCAAGGCCCCGAAAGACCUGUGACUGACGCAGUGCCUGAUCGAGCCUCGUCACCCAAGAUCGAUCCUGGUCAAGCCAUUGGAUGGGCCCUAACUGGAGCCACUAAUUCCUCGCAACCCAACCUAAGCUUGCUUUACCAGAUGCCUUCCACCCAGAAUAUCCCCAUCUCCGGAAAAUCUGCUCACACGUCGCAAUACCACCAUACCUAUCCAGCUAUGCCAGCUCCCACGAGUAUAGCGCAAAGCUCAAGCUCUUCCUUCUCACCGAGUGUCCCACCAAUCCGAUCUCAAGAUGAAAGCAAAGCAUCUUCCUUUGCGCCGAUCAGUUCCAAAUUCUCCCCGGUCCAAUCUCACCUAAUUGGCAGUGAGGCUCCUUACUUCUUGGGAAUGAGCUCUCCAUACCCCGAGUCAAAUACUAGGGCAUCUGCAGCCGCCCACUCGGGCUAUAACCAUAACCUUCCAUCUACCCAGACUCCACAGUACACUUACUCCAUGGCCUCUGCAGCGGAUCAGCAUGCACAUACUGCCCAUAUGGGAUCUAGGCCCGGUGACAUGCAUCCCGGCAUGAUGAUUGAAAGUCAUGAUGUGGACAUGAACACCCUGCAACAGCAAGAGUCAUUUCCUUUUUCCAAUGGCGAGAUCCUCCCGUGGCUGGAAUACCUGCCACAAGAUGUUCUCAGCUUCUUUGGAGAAACCCAAAAUUUCCCCUUGAUGAGUCCCGAUGAUACCAAGCCCCAGCCUCCUCAGUGA
Molecule: messenger RNA, 3108 nt
Organism: Penicillium cataractarum
Lineage: Eukaryota; Fungi; Ascomycota; Eurotiomycetes; Eurotiales; Aspergillaceae
Product: fungal specific transcription factor domain-containing protein
Exons: 7
Coding region: 1-3108 (1035 amino acids)
Biological process (GO): DNA-templated transcription
Molecular function (GO): zinc ion binding; DNA binding
Source: RefSeq, a predicted model, not a curated record